AUGACCUUAAACUCAUCCCCAGACAUGGAGGAAUCAAACUUUCUGGAACGGAAUCCGGUCAUUCAAUUUGCACGACGUGGUCUAUCUUUCUUGAUUUUCGGUGUUGCUAUUGCCGUUGUAGCGUGCGAAGCCCCGCCCUUGCGACAUUAUAAGAACACCUCCCAGUAG
Molecule: messenger RNA, 168 nt
Organism: Penicillium digitatum Pd1
Lineage: Eukaryota; Fungi; Ascomycota; Eurotiomycetes; Eurotiales; Aspergillaceae
Source: RefSeq, a predicted model, not a curated record